Molecule: messenger RNA, 594 nt
Organism: Vigna angularis (adzuki bean)
Lineage: Eukaryota; Viridiplantae; Streptophyta; Magnoliopsida; Fabales; Fabaceae
Product: protein SOB FIVE-LIKE 3
Exons: 2
Coding region: 143-556 (137 amino acids)
Biological process (GO): cytokinin biosynthetic process
Source: RefSeq, a predicted model, not a curated record
UUGAGGCUCUUCCAUGCCAUUAAUAUGAUCAUAUUUUCUAUUGGCUUUUGGGGCUGCAAUCUGUCUCUCUAUCUUUUCUGUCUUUAGGGAAAACUGAUCUGUGGUCAGAAACAUGGUGGGAUAAGAGUUUUCAGGUGUCUGGAUGGAGCCACCCCAUUUGAGGAUGGGAGGUGAAGAGGAAUGUCACAGCAAUGAAUCUGGAUGGACCAUGUAUAUUGGGUCUCCGAGAGAUGAGGAUGCACAUUGUGAUGAUAAUGAGGAUAAAGGUUUUAGCUUGGAUUAUGACUAUGAAGAAGCAGAAGCUGAUGCAGAUGUUGAAAGUGAUGAUUCUAUGGCUUCUGAUGCUUCUUCUGGUCCGAGUCAAUAUGGAGUGAGUAAUCCAUUGGGAGGUGGCUGUGAUGGCAUCACACAGUUUCAGCAGAAGGAGGAAGGGAAGAACAAGUAUUCCUCAGAUCACAAAGCAAAGGGAAAUCAUCAAGUAGUUGAAAAAAGGGCUGAAAAGAAUCAUAAAAAGAUGGUUUUGAUCAGUAGUAAAGGUAAGGCUCCUGCAGUUUAGGAAUGGUAGCAAAAAGUUAAGAUGAACAGUAUACUUAA